GAAUGACCCAAGGCUGUGACUUCUUUUAAAUCCCUCAGGCUUAUGCCCAGUUCUCAGUACCGUGGCAAUGUGGAGACCAUGAAGUGGAGGUCCCACUGAGAUUGGGAAAGAGAGGAGUCCCUGAUGGGAUCGUUGGAGGAAGCCAGCCAGCGAAGUGGACGAAACGUAAUGGGUGAGUGGUGCAGUGACAAACCAAAGGAUUGAACCAGACCCUGUAAUGCCAGUUACUCCCAGGGCUGCCUAUAGGCAAAUGAGACAUAAGACAUAUGUGAGGAGGAAGCAGCAGGAGUCACAGGACCACCAGUUGGAGCUUGAGAUCCAUAAAAUAACUGGCUACUCCUCUUUUCCUUUGAGCUUCUAAGGAGUGGGAGGAAGACUGGAAAUGUUACCAGAUACAGCUGGACUCAGACUCAUGAGCAGGACCAAUCAGUCCAGUGUCUCCGAGUUCCUCCUACUGGGUCUCUCCAGGCAGCCCCAGAAGCAGCAGCAGCUCCUCUUUCUGCUCUUCCUCACCAUGUACCUGGCCACUGUCCUGGGAAACCUGCUCAUCAUCCUGGCCAUCAGCACAGACUCCCGCCUGCACACCCCCAUGUACUUCUUCCUCAGCAACCUGUCCUUUGUGGAUGUCUGCUUCUCCUCCACCACUGUCCCCAAGACAACAUCAUCCCCCACUUCUUCUGUGAUGCAACUCCCCUCCUGAAACUCUCCUGCUCAGACACACAUCUCAAUGAGCUGAUGAUUCUUACAGAGGGAGCUGCGAUCGUGGUCACCCCAUUUGUCUGCAUCCUGAUCUCCUACAUCCACAUCACCUGUGCAGUUCUGAGAGUUUCAUCCCCCAGGGGAAGAUGGAAAUCCUUCUCCACCUGUGGCUCCCACCUGGCUGUGGUCUGCCUCUUCUAUGGCACUAUCAUUGCUGUAUAUUUCUCCUCUUCAUCCUCUCACUCAGCUGGGAGGGACAUGGCAGGUGCCAUGAUGUACACAGUGGUGACCCCCAUGCUAAACCCUUUCAUCUACAGCCUGAGGAACAGGGACAUAAAAGGAGUUCUAAGGAAAGUGCUUAUCCUGAGGUUUCCAUCCAAGAAGUAAUGUUGAAAGUGUAGAACAUAACAGAGAGAAAUAUUGUGU
Messenger RNA from Rattus rattus (black rat), 1125 nucleotides. RefSeq names its product olfactory receptor 1361-like. Bases 383 to 700 code for a protein of 105 amino acids. Lineage: Eukaryota; Metazoa; Chordata; Mammalia; Rodentia; Muridae. Gene Ontology annotation, biological process: G protein-coupled receptor signaling pathway. The record is from RefSeq and is a predicted model, not a curated record. Gene Ontology annotation, molecular function: G protein-coupled receptor activity; olfactory receptor activity. Gene Ontology annotation, cellular component: membrane. The transcript is spliced from 5 exons.